This is a messenger RNA of Mangifera indica (mango), 855 nucleotides long. Its product is annotated as protein LITTLE ZIPPER 2. The record is from RefSeq and is a predicted model, not a curated record. Lineage: Eukaryota; Viridiplantae; Streptophyta; Magnoliopsida; Sapindales; Anacardiaceae. The transcript is spliced from 2 exons. Bases 265 to 630 code for a protein of 121 amino acids.
UAGACCAAGGAAACUUCAUCCCACUUUUGUUUCUGCAUUUCUCGUCCAUAGCUGCCCUUGGUAACAGUGAGUCCUCGUGCCAUCAUUGCCAUGAAAAGCCCCUCUCUCUCUUUCUUAUAUCAGAUUUCCGAUACAAACAAUUUCUCCCUUGUAGCUCUACAUUUCUUUUCAUAAUAUAAAAGAGCGCCCAAGGCAUUCAUUCUCUUCAACUCUCUCCUUUUAAUUAAACUUCUCUAAUCUCUACCUUGGAGAAAGCUGGCCAAAAUGUGCAUCAACUCUGCAGACUUGAGUUCACUCAUGACUACUACUACUUCAACGUUACUUGCUUCUCGCUAUGGACGGCCAUUGAAGCGAUGCAACCUUCGAGUUCGCCGUCUAAACAGGAGGAGGAGAAGAAGAGCAUCAAAAUUAGAUGCAAAAAGAAAGGAGAAGAUGGGUGUCAGGGCAGAGAUGGAACUAAUGAACCUGAAGCUUUACAGGGAGAAUCAGAUCAUCAUAAAACAAAACGAGAAGCUGAAAAAAAAGGCACUUCUUCUCCGGCAAGAGAACCAAGCCUUGUUAUCUCAAUUACAAACCAAGUUCGCCUCACAACCACCAUCAUCACUAAUAUUAUUACAACACGAUGACUGAGCUUAGUGAUAAAUAAGAACGAAGGGUCCACUCCCUAAUUUCUUCCAAGUUUGAUCCUGGUAAUACGGAGUCUAUAUAACUUAGUACUGUCGGUCAUUUAGCUUGAUUAUCUCCUUUCUUUUGUUCCUUUUAAUUUUUUCUCUUAAUUUUUAUCUUGUUACUACAGCUUGCGAACCAGGCUUCAAUAUUCAAUAAAAUUAUCUGUCCUCGACUGUCCUAUAAUCA